UUAAUCGAUUAGGUUUUGUUUAAUGAAAAUAGAGUGGGUUUAAGACUUCGGUGUUGUGAUCAAUAAUUUAUAGUUCAAUAUCAAAAAUUCUAUGCUAAUACGGAUCUAAGCUUGAUAAAAAAUAAUGGCAAAUAAAGAAGAUGAAGAAACAUUUCAAGAGGACAUUGUAUAUAUAAACCCCGAAGACGGAAUGCCUAAUAUUCAUCCUAAUAUUGCUGAUAUAGACCACGAAAGCGAUUCUCUAAAUGAAAUAAACGAUUUGGAUGACUUACCUAAAUCUGUGAUCGUAACAAACAUUCAUAGUAACGUUUUCACCGACGACAAAUUAAAGAAUGAAUUAGAAGAUCUUUUUCGUACAUUUGCGGAUAAUAUUACGUUUCAGUGGUUAAGGAGUUUUAAGCGCUUACGUGUUAAUUAUGACAGUCCGCUCGCAGCGGCUACUGCUCGUGUUCGUCUUCAUCAGUAUAAAUUUUAUAAUUCAUGCAUUAACUGUUAUUUUGCACAGCCAGUGACACCAAUUUCUUUAAAAAACCUGCGACCGCCAGCUCCCGUAAAACAGUUUUUGAUUUCGCCUCCAGCAAGUCCACCUAUUGGGUGGGAACCACGUGAAGAAGGUGAGCCAAUAGUGAAUCCGGACUUAUUGGCUGCUAUAGCCAGCCUCGCACCUGGGGAAAGCCAUGAGGUACAUGCACCAACUCCCACUCAACCUGCUAUUGUGGUACAUACGGCUUUACCUACCGAUACCAAUGCUCCAAGUCAUGUCGGAGUUACAAUUCCACAUACUCGUUGCCCUGAAUAUUAAUUCAUUGUGUUAAAGUAUAGGAAAUUUAUUAUUAAAGUAGAUGUUUAAUAUUUUUGUUCUAUCACAUGUCAGUUUUUUGACUAGUGAUGCCAAAGACAAAUACUACUUUCAUUUGUAGUUUUAUCAAAACAUAGGUGUUUGUUGAACAAACAAUUUUUGUCACUAAGGUUAGGCUUAUAAAGUAACGGCUUAUAAGUUUGUUUUAUUUUGGCAAGAAAAAUGUAAAAAAAUAAAUUGGUGCUAUUUUUUAAUAUUUAUAUUGCUUGUGUUUGUAUAAUAGAAUAUAGAAAAUUCAUAGUUUAUUAUUUAUUGUAUGACAGCAAAGCAUGUAAUUCAAAACAAUAUUUAUUGUCACUACACAAAGAAAGCAUAAAAAGUUAAUUAUGUGAUAUGACAAUUUUACAAUAAAUUUUCUUUAAAGAUUUCAAAAGCAUACAGGGUUCAUAAACACAUACUUUUUAUUUUAUUUAUCAUAUGUCAACAAAAUAAUUAUUAAAGAUGCUUAUAACAAUUCUUAAAAAAGUUGCAAAGUAUUUUUAAAACUUUAUUAAAUGCUGUAGUGUCAAUGGAUGUUGUAUUGCUUCCGAAUAUUAUUAAAAAAAAAUAGUAAACAAAAUUAUAAAAUUGCUUGAACUCACAUAUCAAACAAAGCUAAACAUUGAGGCAGAUUAAAAUAUUCUUUUAUUUUCAUAAUAAAAUAUGCUCAAGCAUCAUAAGGUUGAUUGAUAAAAUAAUUUGAGAAUUUUUCAAUAUUUAAAAUACUUUAUGAUUUUCAUGCAUCAAAUUAAUAAUGCUUUUUGUUCCUUGUGAAACAUUGCGUUUUUCCUGUUUUGUUUUUUUAUUUAUUGACUAAUUGAAUUGGCUUAUUAUUCCAAACAUAAUGUAUAAAAUAUAGUAAUGGCUUAUAAGUGAACAAACUAGUUUAUUUCCCAAUGUGUGAAUAGGUAGUAAUAAAAUUUUAAGAGAAUUGUUAUCAAGCACCUCAAAUAUUUUGUUUUUACUUUCAUUGAAUUUAUAUUAAAACAACGUUUUUCAAUUAUUCAGUGUCUUGUAACUUAAUUUAUAUCUGUAUUUUACUAAGUUUGAUUGUUAUGUACAAUCACAGUACAAUCAGAGAUUUAAAUGUACAGUUAUUAAUUUAAAAUUUAAUCUCAACUGAAAUAAAGCAGUUAAUAUUUUCAAAACGUACUAUUAUAUUGUACCAAAACUAUUAAACUAGACUUUUAUGAAAAUGAAUGAAUUAACAUUGUGAUGAAUAUUUAAUAGCAAAAAUUAAACAUUGAUAUAUAAGCUUACAAUAAAUACAAGCAAAUAUUUAGACAAAAUGAGUUAAAUUUACGAAAAUCGUGACAUUAGUAUAUCUUUUGGGUAAAUAACUUAUGUAUUUUUAUUUGGAUAAGCAAUAAGAUUUGAUUUAUUUGUUAAACGUAAUCUUGUGAUUGUAAUUUGUAGAGCAGGAAUGCUAAAGCAAUUUGCCAAACUAAAAUGUUGGCAAGGCCCGAGGCUGGAAAAGUGCUUUUUAGGCCAGUUGCUAAAAGAGUAUUUACACUGUAAUAUUUAUCGAUUUCUGUUUAUACAACUUUCACAACCCUCUGGAAUAAGCUCCAAAUUUUCUCCUUAAAAAAAAAGGAGAAGAGGCCUUAGCCCAGCAGUGGGAUAUUCACAGGCUGUUACUGAUACUGUACGGUAUUGUACCACCCUCUGAAAUCCAAUAUAUUAUACAACAUUUUAUUAAUUCUUCUUGACCAAUUUUAGUUAAUAUAAUAUAAUAACUUUUGGCAUUAACAUAACAAUACUUGUACCCAUUUUUCUUUGAUGGUUUUGCAGCUAAAAAAUUUCUUUAAUUUUAAAACUAAAAUCAUAAUUUAUUUCCAACACAUUCACUUAGUAAAUUAGGAGCCUCGAUUGACAUGAGCUAGAACAUAGGUUCAGCUUCCGAUGCAACUUAUUUUUUGAGAACUUAAGUAUAAUUUCAUUUUUUUUCUUUACAAUUUCUAUUUAUUAAGCAUGGUUUUGGUGAUAAUUCAAUAAAAAUUUUAUGUUGUAAAAGAAAUAGUCAUUAACUUAUUUUUGUUUUUAAAUAUUUUAAGUCACAUGAACACAAGAAUUAUGAAAAUUGCAAAUGCAAUUUAGGCAUAAGAUAAGUUUAAAAUUAUAUAUUGUUUUCUUUUUUCAUGUGUACCAUCCAAAUUGAUAAUAAAGUAUGCCUAUAUGAUAAUUAAAUAAAAAUGAAUCUAUAAAAAUGUUACUAAUAAGACGUUGCAGUGUUUGUUAGUCAUAAGUUGCACAGACGUGAUAUAUUGCAAGUGAAAAUUACUCAUUGUUUUAAUUCUAAGUUUUGAAAAAUAUUACUUUUUCUAAUAUUCAGUAAUAAUAUCUAAUUUAUAUUACAUAAGUAAUUUAAAAAUAUUUCUCUCACUAACUGAUUGUGUCUUACAUUUGAUAUUUUUAAACUACGGGAUAUCAACAAAGUGCAACUGCUGUUAAAGUGCACCGGGAAUAAGUGGAUAAUCACUAUAUAACCAUUAAUCACAAUAUAAGUGUUUUUUAACUCUUGCCAAAAGUGUGUGUAUAAUUUCAGCUAAAUAGGUUGAACAAGAUUUUACGCGCACGCCUGCUGUUACGUAUGAAAUUGAAUAAAAUCUUGUUAAAAAUCACUCGUAUCUUUUUUGUAAAACUAUUUUUUAGUAUUUGUUACACCAAAUAGAAAAUUUAAAAAAAAAGUAUACUCACCGUCUUUCUUGUUCAACCUGUCUUAACCGGGACUUGUGUUUGUAAAUUAAAAUUAAUUAGUACUAGAUAUUAGAUAUACUGUUGCGAUUACAUCACAACGAACUGGCAAAAUUUAUAAAAGUUGAUAGAUUCAUAUUUUUGGAUGUGCAUGUAGACGGCAUUUGUAUUGCUUUUAUAGAUUUGAUGUCGAUCAAAGCAAAUGUAAAUGUUACUAUUUUCAUAGUAAUAAAUAAUAUUUUAAAGCUUUUAACCAAAGAAAUUGUAAUCAACACUUUCAAUUAUUAAUCCUAGUGAAAUAUUAACAGGGAUAAGUUAAGAGUAAUUUCAAAUUAUGGAGAAAUAAUAAAAUAUGUAUGUGCAGCAAAUAUGUUUAAUGUAUGUCGAAGAACCUAAGAAAUCUAUUAUUUACACUAGUAUUAAUUAUAUACAGUUGUCGAUUUCAUUUUCAUUGUUUAUUCUUGACUAAUUGUAAAACAAGUAAUUAAUGUAUACAAUUUGUACUCAAAUUAUAUACAAAAUUAUUUUGUCUAUUGUUUACAAUUAAAAUCGAUCUUCUUUUCUUUUUUUUGUUCAAACCCUCUUUUCAGUUCAGCCGGGGUCGGGUCUCCGUGUACGUCUGCGCCAGAGGCUUGUCUGUGUACUCAGAUUCUCUUUCUGCAUGUUUGACCACCAGGUUACGGGCGGUCGCCCUUUUCCCCGCGGUCGGUCCGGUCCGGUUACAAUUAAAAUCGAUCGCAAUUAAAUAAUUGAUGCAACUUAAAUAAGUAUUUUAAAAAAGUGCUUUGUAUUAAUUCCUAGUUAUAUUAUAUAUAUAUUAUAGAAAUUUAAAAUUAACAGAAUGUAUAAUUACUUGUAAUCUAUCCACUUUAAAAUACAAUAAAAUUGGUUCAAACCACAGGCUGAUAGCGAUGUAAUAUCAGUUCAAUCCUGAUCUGUUGAGCUAUUGUCGUGCUUACCUAGAAAUAUUAGUAUUUCAUGUUUUCCCUAAUUUUGCUAUUUAAAAAUGUUUUAAAUGAUUUCAUACGCAUUACAGCUUAAGCGUUACAUUUAAAACUACUAUUAACUAUUUAUAACCUUGUUCGUGAAAUUGUUGAUAUUUCAAUAAAUUAAUAGAUUUUUUUAUUCUUAAUAUUGAACGUGUAUCUUAAUUGUCCUACACUAGUGUAUCUUAAUUGUCGUUUUAAUCUCACUGUGAUGUCUAUGUUUAUUGUUUGAUGUAAAUAUUAAAAAGAGUUUUUAUU
Molecule: messenger RNA, 4776 nt
Organism: Nymphalis io (European peacock)
Lineage: Eukaryota; Metazoa; Arthropoda; Insecta; Lepidoptera; Nymphalidae
Gene: sra
Product: protein sarah
Exons: 1
Coding region: 125-802 (225 amino acids)
Biological process (GO): calcium-mediated signaling
Cellular component (GO): cytoplasm; nucleus
Molecular function (GO): nucleic acid binding; calcium-dependent protein serine/threonine phosphatase regulator activity
Source: RefSeq, a predicted model, not a curated record